AUGGCAAACAUCGAAAGGGGAAAUCAAACCAUCAUCACAGAAUUCAUCUUCCUUGGAUUUGGGAAUCUACCAUUACUGCGCAUUCUGCUCUUCCUGCCGUUUCUCCUGAUCUACAUUGUGACCAUGGCUAGGAACCUCCUCAUCAUCGUGCUGGUUGUGGCUGAUCACUACCUGCACACCCCCAUGUACUUCUUCCUGGGGAACUUGUCCUGCCUGGAGACCUGCUACAGCUCCACCAUCCUGCCCAAGAUGCUUUCAGGUCUCCUGAAUAACAAAACCAUUUCUUUCUUUGGCUGCUUCCUUCAGUUUUAUACCUUUGGUUACCUUGCCUGUACUGAGUGUGUCCUCUUGUCAGUCAUGUCCUAUGACCGAUACUUAGCAGUAUGUGACCCCCUGCAUUAUGCAACUGCAAUGAACUCAAGAGUCUGUGCUAAAUUAGCUUCAGGUUCUUGGAUAACUGGAUUCCCAGCUCUCACCAUAACAGUAAGCUUAAUGUCAACGUUGUCUUUCUGUGGCCCCAAUAAAAUUGACCAUUUCUUCUGUGAUCUGACACCCCUCCUACAACUCUCCUGUACAGACACCCACAUGGUCCACCUGGCAAUGUUUGCCUUUUCUUCUUUAGCAGCAUUCACCCCAUUUCUGCUGACUGUCGCAUCCUAUGCUUGUAUCAUUGCCACCAUCCUGAGAAUCCCAUCUACCACUGGGAGGCAAAAGGCAUCUUCCACCUGCUCCUCCCACCUCAUUGUGGUAGCAGUCUUUUUUGGGACCAUAAUCAUUGUGUAUCUCAUACCAACAGUGGAUACUUGGAGAGCCCUGAACAAAGUGCUGUCUGUCUUCUACACUGUCCUCACCCCAAUGGUCAACCCCCUCAUCUACAGCCUGAGAAACAGGGAGAUAAAGGAGGCACUGAUUAGAGCUCUUACUCAGUGGCAGGUCUUGCAGAAGGAAUCAUGA
This is a messenger RNA of Alligator sinensis (Chinese alligator), 954 nucleotides long. RefSeq names its product olfactory receptor 6B1-like. The transcript has a single exon. Gene Ontology annotation, biological process: G protein-coupled receptor signaling pathway. Gene Ontology annotation, molecular function: G protein-coupled receptor activity; olfactory receptor activity. NCBI's taxonomy places the organism in Eukaryota, Metazoa, Chordata, Crocodylia, Alligatoridae. The record is from RefSeq and is a predicted model, not a curated record. Gene Ontology annotation, cellular component: membrane. Bases 1 to 954 code for a protein of 317 amino acids.